CUGAAUACUAUAGUUCUGAUUGCCGGAUAUAAAGCCAACACUGUCUUGAGACCCAUAGAUAUAUGCAUUAUGAACUUGGCAGUUAUCGAUCUUGGAAUGUCCUUAAUUGGAUGCCCCUUUGUUUUUUAUUCUUUCUUAACUCAUGGAUGGAAAUUUGGAAUGAUAGGAUGCCAACUAUAUGGGAUGAUGGGUUCGUUCCUUGGUUAUGCCAGCAUUAAUAUACUGACCCUAAUAGCAGUACUUCGGUAUAUAGUAAUGAGACAUAGGGCUCAAGCUAUUUGGAUCAACACAAAAACAACAGUAUUAAAAGGACUAGUAGCAGUCAAUGUAGCUGCACUGUUCUGGAGCAUUACCCCUUUCAUCGGCUGGGGACAGUUCGACAUUGAACCAACAAAAACAAGCUGUACUGUAAAAUUCUGGGACAAAAGUGCAAAUGUGCUAUCUUAUAUAAUUUCAAUAUUUCUGUUCAACUUUGUCAUUCCAAUGGUAUUGAUUCUGUUUACCUACUGUAGAGUUGCCCAAGCACUUCGUGGACACACAUGUCUCAGUAAAACAUCACAGACUGCAGAACAACGAAUCACAAAGAUUGGUAUUGCCAUCACGACUGGCUUCUUUAUCACCUGGAGUCCUUACGCCAUCGUAUGCUUCUGGGAAACUUUUCACAGUGAACCAGUCAAACCAGCUGUCAUAAAAGCUUUCCCAACAGUGUUCGCAAAAACAGCAACAUUAAUAAAUCCGAUUAUAUAUGUUAUAAUUGUCAAACGAUUUCGACUUAUAAUAAAACAUGAGAUUUUGUGGUGGAUCUUUGGGAAGCAUAAAAAGGAGAGUCCAGAUAUGAAUAGAUCAAUAGAGCUUGAGUUACAGCCCAGAGAAAGCACCCAUACCAUGUUGGUAUGACACCUUCAAAAUUAUCUAUGAAAUGGAUAUAGCAACACAGUUCUUUUUAGUAAAGACUGCUCUUGUUAGAAAGUCUGGACACCAUACUGUAAAUCCUUAAUAAUGUACGGCAAACACCUUUGGAACAACAUUAAUAUUACAAUAACGUC
Owenia fusiformis is the source of this 1046-nucleotide messenger RNA. The record is from the annotation of a GenBank genome assembly. NCBI's taxonomy places the organism in Eukaryota, Metazoa, Annelida, Polychaeta, Sabellida, Oweniidae.